Messenger RNA from Drosophila novamexicana, 585 nucleotides. RefSeq lists its product as uncharacterized. Gene Ontology annotation, molecular function: structural constituent of chitin-based larval cuticle. Gene Ontology annotation, cellular component: chitin-based extracellular matrix. Bases 1 to 585 code for a protein of 194 amino acids. Lineage: Eukaryota; Metazoa; Arthropoda; Insecta; Diptera; Drosophilidae. The record is from RefSeq and is a predicted model, not a curated record. The transcript is spliced from 2 exons.
AUGAAAGUGUUUAUACUUAUUUCGCUGUUUGCCCUUUCGUGCCAUGCCCAGCAUCAGCACCAACAUCAGCAUCAGCAUCAUGCACACCUAAAUGCUAACAAUAUUCCGCGCGAUGAGAAACCUGAUCAUCGUCAUGAGGAUCUACGCGAGACGAGCACCUGGAUACCCAUACUGAAGUACAACAAGGAGCAGAGUGAGGAUGGCAGCUACAAGACCGAAUACGAGACCGGCAAUAACAUAAUACACGAGGAGACGGGCUUCCUCAAGGAUUUCGAUACCAAUCCCCAUGGCGUUUUAGUGCAGCAUGGCCAAUACUCAUACCAAUCGCCGGAAGGAACCUUGGUCAAUGUGCAGUACACAGCCGACGAGAAUGGCUUCCGUGCCACUGGAGAUCACAUACCAACACCGCCAGCCAUACCCGAGGAGAUACAAAAGGGCCUGGACCAGAUCUAUGCGGGCAUCAAGCUGCAGCAGGAGCGCCUGGAGCAGCGCGCCAAGAAUGAUCCCAGCUUUGCCAAGAAGCUGGAGGAACGGCGUGUGGCCAAUCAGAACGGCCAAUACAUUGGCCUGCUGGAGAAUCAGUAG